CCUAAACCACCUUUGCCCUCCACAAUACAGAACAGAGCCGUGAAGUCAGAGAGACAGAGAGAGAGAGAGAGACACACACACACAAAGAGAAUUUCGCCGGAGAAAUUUGCGGUUACGGUGGUCUUACUCAGUAACAAAACAAGACAUCAGAAUCUCCAGUCCCUUCUUCACCAGAAAAAAAAAUCAUCGAUCUCUAUUAUACAAUCGGAGAAAGAAGCUCGAGAAAUGUCGUCGUUAGAACAAGAAAUGUUCUUACAGUGGGGAAACAAGAAGAGAAUGAGACGUCUAAGAGCCGCCAACAAGGACAAACACAUCUCACGCCGCGAAUCUAAUUCUUCAGCUCCUCAAGAGACCUUCCUCUUUCACUCCUCGAGGUUCUCCAGAGGAUCACAAGGGGCAAUACUCAGAUCUGGAGGACUAGCAGAGAAAGAGAAAGAGAAAGAGAAAGAGGAGAGGUAUUACACUACGAGAGGCGUAGUUGAUACAAUUGGGAAAGCUUGCUUAUUAGAUGGAGAAGACAGCAAUAGCAAGGGAGAGGAGAGUAAUAUGUGGCCGAAGCUGUUUGUGACGCUGUCGAGCAAAGAGAAGGAAGAAGAUUUCAUGGCUAUGAAAGGUUGCAAACCUUCGCACAGGCCUAAGAAGAGACCCAAACUCAUCCAAAAAAGCUUACUUUUGGGGAGUCCUGGAACAUGGUUGGCUGAUAUGUGUCCCGAUAGAUAUGAUGUCCGGGUCAAGAAGAGCUCCAAGAAGAGGCGAGCAAGAGGAUUAAAAGCAAUGGGGAAUGUUGAGAGCGAUUCAGAUUAAGGAGGAGCUUGAACAUUAUCUAGAAAAUCUUUGCGUAUUGACUUUUUAGAUUAACUUUUGCUUUGUGGUGUUCACUUGAGCAAUCUUAUAAAAGUAGUUUCUUUCAGUUGAUCAUUUUGAACUACAAAGGAAACAUUUAUUUCUUUGUGGGCAAUGUAUGCGCUUGUGGCCCCUUGUUGUAACUUGCACACAAUCUUGUUGUAACUUACUGUUUCAAAUAAUGGAUUUUUGGUCCCAUC
Raphanus sativus (radish) is the source of this 1043-nucleotide messenger RNA. RefSeq lists its product as uncharacterized. The record is from RefSeq and is a predicted model, not a curated record. The transcript has 5 exons. The coding region runs from base 226 to 804 and encodes 192 amino acids. Lineage: Eukaryota; Viridiplantae; Streptophyta; Magnoliopsida; Brassicales; Brassicaceae.